AAAGCAGCCAAUAAUCAAGUCUCGCGACGCUGGGGCUGUCUUGUUUUGAUAAAAAUGAAAAUAAACAGACAAUUGGAUUUAGAUCAUUGUCUUGCCAUAUGUCAUUAAAUAAUGAUUGCAGUACCCAGUGAAGCCUCUGCAUUCUUGGGAGCAGUAGGUGCAUUCUUGGUUUUGCUUGUUAUCUUUUAUUUAUAUCUGAGUAAGAAGUUAUGCUUCACUACUAUUGGAGGAUUUCCUUGUUGCGAUAAACCCUUGAAUGAUCAUCGAGAACCAGUAUCAAAAGAUUUAGGUAAUGCUUUUCAAUAUGAAGAAGUGGAUUCCUCUACAGAUAGUGAAGAUGAAGUGUUGCAAAGAUUUCAGCAGUCUUCCAGCCUAUAUAAUGGUUUACGUAAAAUAAGUGGAGAUCAUGUAGAUCAAAUUGGAGAUAAUCUGACUGAAGGACAUGACAUCCAUAGAAGUGUGUUUUCAAACAAUCUGGCUGCUGCUUGCAAUGGAGCUUCAUCACAUUUGAAGAUAAGUGAGACCAGUAAGAGAGGAAGUCAUGAUCCCAUUUCCUUACUGGAGAAAGGCGGAGUUGCAAAAUCAGGAAGUACUGCUUCCUUUUCCACUGAAGGCAGUGAGAGUGAAGAUACUCAAGAUGAUGGACAGGCAAUAAUACAACCUCUUUUAGACAGCAGGACUACUCAGCAUUAUGAAAAUAGUGCCUUCCAAACAGCUGAUGACUCUCCAGCUGCAUCAAAUGACACAUUUUCUGCUUGCGGGGAUUCAGUAAUGGAAGAUCAGAUUUUUGAUGCUACUGAGUUGCAUUGCAAUGUAGAAGAAACAAGUAGUGCUGUACGUUGUGGUUCAUUGGAGGUUGGGUUUGCGUAUGAUCCUCCUUUGCGGAAAAUGACAGUUCAUGUGUUGCAAGCACAAGAUCUGCCUGAUCGAGAUAGAGGAGGCUCAAAUCAUGUUCAGGUGCGGCUUCUUCUUUUGCCUCAUAAACGGCAGAAAUUUAAAACAAAAAUCAGAACAGGGAGCAAGCCACAGUUUAAUGAAAGCUUUAUUUUCAAUCGAAUAUCACCUGAAGAGUUAACUAGUAUGGGAGUAAGAUUCAGAUUAAAUGGCUGUGAACGUAUGAGACGAGAACAUUUGAUUGGUGAAUGCAUUGUACCAUUUUCAUCUAUUCGCAUGGACCAACAAACAACCUUGUGGUUGACUCUUGAACCAAGGUCAAAUAUUGCACAUUCUGAUUCCAAAGCUGAUAUUACUAGUCUUGCCAGAAGUGACAGUACAGGAUCGACACAGUCGAUGCAGCAUGGUGGAAUGCCCGAACUGUUAAUCGGCUUAGCAUACAAUGGAACAACUGGACGUCUAUCUGUUGAAAUCAAUAAAGGCAGCCAUUUUCGCAAUGCAUCUAUGAAUAGAGCUCCAGAUACCUAUGUGAAACUAUCUUUGGUAUCAUCAAAUGGUCAAGAAAUCGCUCGAAGUAAAACAUCUGUUCGAAGAGGACAACCAAAUCCACUUUUCAAGGAAACUUUCAUAUUUCAAGUGGCACUAUUCCAGCUUCCAGAUGUCACCUUGAUGAUAUCUGUUUAUAACAAGCGAAGCAUGAAACGCAAAGAGAUGAUUGGAUGGUUUUCAUUGGGACUGAACAGCAGUGGGGAUGAAGAACUAGCUCAUUGGAAUGACAUGCGAGAAAAUAAGGGUGAACAAGUUUGCCGUUGGCAUGCCCUUGUGGAAACUUAAUGAGCAGUAAUGCAGUUUUUUCUCCAAAAAAUUUUUUCUUACACCCUACUGACAGGUUUUUGAGCCUUAGAAAGGGUUCAACCUGUUUAUUGUGUCUUGAUGUUGAAGGGCACUUGAAGUUUUCUGCCGUGAAGGCAUGUCACCUGGCCUACCAUUUUCAAGCAGAACCUUCCCUCUUGUGUGCUUUCAAACACCACCAUCGAUAUCUUCUGCUGUCUUGGCACUCUGUACUCUCUACCCAAAUGAUGUCAGGCCUUUCUCCCUGACUCUGUUUUGUAUGAAAUUGGAGAAUUAUUAUCUCUUUUAUGCCUGAUCUUUCCUUACCUGCCAUUAAGUUUCCAUUUGUGUGGUAUGCACUUGUUAAUAUGCAGGCUGCUACAGAAAACUUAUGCUUAGUAUAGUCUGCUAUUUUGAUUAAUGUGCUGCAAGUCUUCUUUUGAUUGGAGGAAAGCUGGAUUUCUUAUUUUUUUCUCCUUUCCACAAAAUUUUUACUAUUAUUAUUGAAUUAAAAAUAAUUUAAUAAAUUAAACAUGCAUUUAUGGAAAAGAAAAAUGCUACUAAAUACAAAAAAUUAAGAUUUUUUUAAUAUAUAUAUAAGCCAAUUGUAAAUUUACAAUGCAUGAAAAAAAAUGUCACUUAAUUUUAUAUGUACCUCAAUGAGAUUUAUAACAUUUUUGUAGUUAAUUUCGGCAAACUUUUGCGUUUAUUCAUUUCCCUCCCCAAUAAUUGCAUGAAACUUUCUAUAUAAAUAACACAUAAUUCUCAUUUCCACCCCUCUUAAGUAUAAGCUUAUUUAACUACAUUCAUUUAAAAAAAGUUAUUCUGUAUUUUCUGCCACACAAUAUUUAAAGGUAAUAUGAUGCUUUACUCUCAAAUUAGUACUCAUUUUUCUUCAAAUGAAGACAUACAUUUUAAGGGUAAGUAUCUUAUUUGAAAUAUUAUAAGAAAGUUAUGAACUAUUCAAAAUUUAACAGAUGAUUAAAUUUAUCAAUAUAAUUUUUAUCUGUACACAUAAAAUAUUUGAAAUUAUAUCAUUGUUGAAAUAAUAAAUAUUUGUGAAUUAUUAUUAUUUCUUAAAUUCAAAAGUAACAAAUCUUGUAUAUGAUUGCAGAUAUUCUUAAUUUCACCUAAUCUCUUCAGUGUAAAUUCAUCAGUGGAUCAUUGGACCAAUUACAAUUAUUCUAUAUGCAAAAGAUUCUACUGAUGUUCUUUUAGUUUUUCAUUUUGGCAGCGUAUCUAGAUUUAUAUGUAUUAUUUUCUGUAUAUAAGUUUUUUUUAAUAGUAAGAUAUUAUUCAAUACUUAUUGUAAAUAGAUGCUAAGCAAAUAAUUUAUGUUAUAGAAGUUAGGUAAGUUAUUAUCAUUCACAUCUGUUUUGACAGAAGCAUUUUUAGAUGUUGAGAUAAAAGUAUUUUACGACUUUUUUCUUUUUACGAUUCCAUUGAAUGGAUGUUUUUUGAAAAUAUAAUAUUCAUUAUAAAGUAGCCUUAAUUCUUUUUAGUAUAAAAAGUUUUUUUUUAUUAAAUGCUUGGUUUUACUUGAAUGUUAAAACAUGAUUCCCUUAUCAUAUUUUUAGUUUCAAAUCUGUUAGUCAAAAUAAUGAAAUUGUUCCUUUGAUAAUCGCAGGGAAAAGUCGUUUUUGUUGCUUUUAGAAAAAUAUAGAAUAGUAUCACAUUUUUUAGCUGCGUAGUAGUUUGUAUGUAGAAAAUAUACCAUCUUUCUCAUGGAUUUAAUGCAUACUUUUUACAGUGAUUAAAAGCUUUGCUAUGUUUGUGUAUGUUUACAUAGGAAUUGUAUAGAAUUAAUGUACUUAUUCAAAUACUGUUAUAUAAUUUUCAUUUAUUCAUUGUACUCUUAAUGUAAAGCUGAUUAAGUCUUAAUCGCUGUGUUACCUUUUAAGCUAACAUGUUCUGUACUGCUGUAUGGCAUUAUGAUGUAUGGGAAUUUAAGAUCCCUUAUGCAUAUGUGAUAUGCAUUAGAAUGUUAAAAUAUUUACCAUGUUGUAUUAAAGAGAGAAUUUAAAGUUUACCACCAUUAAUUUUCUCCACUUUAUAUGUGUAAAAGAAAGAAAGAAAAGAAAAAAAAAAAAAACCUUAAGAGAAUUUGAAGUUAGAGCCAUAUGAACAAUUAUAAGUAUUCUAUCAAUGAAUCUAAACAUUUAAGUUUAAAAGGGGAGGGGGUUCUUAUAUUAAUAAUUUAGUAAACUGCACUAAUAGGUAACUACAGGCAAAUUAGUAAAUAUUUCUAGUGCAUUAUUAAAUCACUUAAAAAUAUGCACAAUACAAAUACUGACUUACUACUAAUUCACAUAAUUCCACCCUCUUUCAAAAUUUGUUUCCAUUCGUGGUUAGAUUUAAUUUUCAAAUUUAUUCAAUGAUAGUUUCUAUCAUUUAUUGUAUAUUUAAUCAAAAUUAAAAAGAUGCAAGUGCAGAAAAUUAAUGGCAAAAUUUAUUUUUUUGAAUUGUAAAAGGAGAAUUUAUCUAUUUCAUCUUGCAACAGAAUUUUGAAAUUGUGCAUAUAUCAUCAAAAAAUGUUAAAUUUUGACUCCCUGUAGUUAAUUACAGUCACAACCAUUUUUUGAAAAGCCCAUGUAUUAUAUCAUCUCUUAAUGCUGAAGAAUUAUUUUUAAUUAUAGAAAUUUCACAGAACAGUGCAUUCCUGUGGUUUCGAAUUAUUUUAAUAAUAAUAAAGAAGUGAGAUUCCUCUGUGUUUAAUUAUAACAUUAUAUAAUUGAUUCAAAGUUUGAUUUUUGAAUUCAUUAAUUUCAGUAUUGCUCUGCAAUUAUAAAUAACAGAAUUCCUAACAUUGUUAAAAGGAUUUUGUAUGAUUUAAAAAAAAAGAAAAAGAUAAAUAUUACCAAUUAAAAGAGUGCCGAAAUGAACAUUGUUUCAAAUAUCCAUGAUGUUUAUCUCAAAAUUCUUUAAUUAUGUUGUUGAAAUUAUUCAUUACAUUGUUCUCAGUUUUCAAAAUUUCACAAUGUGCAAGAAGUAUUGUAAAAGGAAAAAGAUUCAAAUAAAAUGAAUCUGUGACAGAUAAAUAAAUUUUAUCGACUUGUAAAAGAAUCUUUAAUUAUGAGAAAUCACAACAAAAAUUAGAAAAUUUUAAAUUUAUAUUAAACUCAAGGUUCAACUCAAGGUUCUGAAGAAGGAAUUUAAAAAAUCUUUAUUAAUCAAAAAACUGAACUUUUUAAAUUUGGUAUUGGAGUGCAUGUACUUAAGUAUUAGUGCUGUAAAUGCUUAUGAUUUUUUUUUUUUAAAGUAACAGAAUUAUGCUCUGGCCAGAAUUUUUUUUUUCAUUAUAGAAUUUAUAGGUAUUAGCUAUUGUUUAGAAUAGUUUUCUUGAAAAAAUAUUUUGGCAUUUUUUUAAAAUUAAUUCAUUAAUAAUAAAGAAUUCUUUAAAAACUUAGGUAGCCAAAAUAAUAAACUCUCAUUUCUAAAGACCUAUUUUUAUAUUCAAUCUUCUUUCAUAUGUGAAAUUUGUAUUAUUUUUAAAUCAAUUAUAGCUCAUCAUUAUAGUUAAUGAGUUAGAUUUAAAAUUUUAUUUUCAAUACAUCAGCAACUUAAUAAUUGAAUUGGAAUUUCCAGAAUCAAAUAUAAACCACUAGAUGCAUUUUUGCUGUCAAUCUUAACUUGUCUUCCAAAAAUUGCUCACUUAGAAAAUUAUUCAUAGAAAAAACCUUGCAUUAAAUCUGAAUCAUUUCUUUUAAGUGAGGAACAUAUAGUCAGAGUCAGAUUAAAUUCUACAAGUGACCUUUAGAACAAUGCAAUAUUUGAGGUUUCCUUUUCCUCUAUCCAACUUCAAAAACCUGAUAUUUUGAUUUAAGCAGUUAUUAAGUAUAAGACGUUAAUCAUAAUUAUUAUGACAAUCGGAAGUAACAAAACACGUAAUUGGUGGUGCCACUUUUGAGAAAGUUGAUUCCGGUAUCAUAUGUAGUUUUUUCCCCCUUUGUAAUUUUAAAAGCAAAAUCGUAAAAUUUUUUUUAACAUGGUCUAAAUAUUCUAGUGCAAAUUUGUAAAUAAAAUAAAAAUAAUAUUUCAAAAAUUUAAAUGAUAUUUGAUUUUAACUUGAAUUAACUUCCUGUUUACAACUGCAGAGAAUUAAAUGAAAAUGCAAAAUAUUCUAAGAAAUUAUUUGAAAUAAUAAUUUGUUUCUUAAUUUAGUACUGAGUAUUAAUUUUAUUCCUUUUUUCUAUCUUAAAAUUAUUAAAAAAUUGGGAAAAAUAUGCUUUUGAAAUUGAAUAUAGUUCUGAUUUUAUUUUGGAUUAGUUAACAGCUUAAAUUCUUUUUAAAAAAUCUUAAUGCAUAGUUAUAAAUAGUUUCUUUUAUUGAUAAUUGAAAUUUUUUCCCCCUUUUGUUAUAAUUUUAAUCAUUCUGAAUAAAUAUAUUUCAGUGAAAACUGAAGUGUAUUGCUAUUUGACAGGGUACAACAUUUCAAUGAUAAUCUACUAAGAAAAAUAAAUUUUUAAAACAGGAUUUUGGAGAAUUCAUGUUAUUUUUAAAGGGAUAAAUUGUUAUUUUGGACUUCCAUUGAAAAAGAUAUUCAAGAAUACCUUUUAUUUUGGUAAUAUACAAAGUAAAAAUUUUAAAGUUAAGUUUUAUAGUAAAUGUAACAACAGUUUUAAAAAAAUGUCAAGAAUGCUAGCAGUUGCAUUAGAAACUGUUGAUGACAAUAGAAUUAUUUUAAAAAUUAGACUUUUCCACAUAAGUGUGAAUCAAAUAUGAAAACUAUAAUGAGAUUAUUUGUUUUUUUAUGUACAGUAACAAAUUUUAUGUGUAUUUUUUACACUUUGCUAUAUUUACAUAAUUGGUAGCAGAUGUACCACAAUAAUAUAUAAGUAAAAUAUUUAUUGAAAUGAUAAAACAAGCACCAAUUUUGCCUUAUAUAAUUGUUGCUUAUAUUCCAGGAUGCGAGAGAAAUAAUGACAUUAACAAUUUUCAUAUAGUUUAAGAAUGUUUUUAAAAGAUAUUUAAAUGUUGAUAGUAAAAUCGUUUAAAUUGAUGUUAGUUUAACAUGGAUUUUAUUUAUUGGUUGAUAAUUUAUUUCUAAUGUCCUGUAUAAAACAGCAUGCUAUGUUUAUUCAUGGAAACUUCUCUAUGAUACAGUUGUUUCUCAAAACAUGCACAUCCUUUUCUAAACUUGUUUACUGUUAUGUAUUUUCUAUACAAAUCUUUUUGUGUAUCUGAUUGAAAAUAUUAUUUUAGUGCAAUGAUAUUUUGUCUAUUGUUUAAAAUGUGAUUUAUAAAUGAAAUUUUGCUGGAAUGCACAUAUAAAUUAGGCAAUACAUCAACCUGUACAAUAUUUUUUUAUUUGAUUUUUUUUUAAUUCAUAGUAUAAGACUUCCUGUAUUUAAAUCUGCGAUUUAAAUGGCAAUAUGAUACAUGUUAACUUAUACUAUUUUUAAAAAUUUGUUCAUAUUUGUUAUAUAAAUUAAAAGUUAUUAUAUCAUUGUAGUGAUCAAUCUAAAUAAACACAUUUUCUUGAAACAC
Molecule: messenger RNA, 7212 nt
Organism: Argiope bruennichi
Lineage: Eukaryota; Metazoa; Arthropoda; Arachnida; Araneae; Araneidae
Gene: Syt14
Product: synaptotagmin-14-like
Exons: 10
Coding region: 112-1728 (538 amino acids)
Source: RefSeq, a predicted model, not a curated record